This is a messenger RNA of Eublepharis macularius, 3609 nucleotides long. RefSeq names its product pyruvate dehydrogenase kinase 1 (gene PDK1). Gene Ontology annotation, cellular component: mitochondrion. Gene Ontology annotation, biological process: protein phosphorylation; regulation of glucose metabolic process. Bases 246 to 1478 code for a protein of 410 amino acids. The transcript has 11 exons. The record is from RefSeq and is a predicted model, not a curated record. Lineage: Eukaryota; Metazoa; Chordata; Lepidosauria; Squamata; Eublepharidae. Gene Ontology annotation, molecular function: pyruvate dehydrogenase (acetyl-transferring) kinase activity.
GCCUCUGAGGAGGAGGUGGCUCGGCGGUUGUUGUCGUCGCCCGGCCCCUUGUCCCAGGCCGGGCCUUCUCUCCCGUCCCUCUGUCUCUAACUGCUUGAGGAAAGCGCCGCCACGGUGAGAGGCUGUGAGGCGGGCGGCGAGCGACUGAGGCUGGAAAUGGCGGCCGGGACAAGCUGAAGGACGGCGGGGUGGGGGGCCAGCACCAAGUCGCGUCGCUUUCCGUGUGCUCGUUCCCGGGGGUCGCCAUGAGGCUGCUCCGGGCGCUGCUGAGGAGCGUCUCCCCCGCCACCAUCCCUCAGCAGGUGGAUUUCUACUGCCGCUUCUCCCCGUCCCCCCUUUCCAUGAAACAAUUCCUGGACUUCGGAUCUGACAAUGCUUGUGAGAAAACUUCGUUUAUGUUUCUAAGGCAAGAAUUGCCUGUAAGAUUGGCCAAUAUAAUGAAAGAAAUAAGCCUGCUUCCAGACAAUCUUCUCAAAACACCUUCAGUUCAGCUUGUUCAGAGUUGGUAUGUCCAAAGUCUUCAGGAGAUUCUCGAUUUUAAAGAUAAAAGUGCUGAAGACUCAGAAGCUGUUUCUCGUUUUACAGAUACUGUGAUAACGAUCCGGAAUCGUCACAAUGAUGUCAUUCCUACCAUGGCCCAGGGUGUGAUAGAAUAUAAGGAUAAUUAUGGAGUUGAUCCAGUGACCAGUCAGAAUGUGCAGUAUUUCCUCGAUCGUUUUUUCAUGAGUCGCAUUUCAAUUAGAAUGCUGCUUAAUCAGCACACUUUGUUGUUCGGGGGGAAAGUCAAAGUUAACCCAGCUCAUCCAAAACAUAUUGGAAGCAUUGACCCGAAGUGCAACGUUGUUGAAGUUAUAAAAGAUGGCUAUGAAAAUGCAAAGACACUCUGUGACUUGUAUUACAUGAGCUCUCCAGAGCUUGUACUUGAAGAACAAAAUGUAAAAUCACCAGAGCAGCCCAUGCAGGUGGUGUAUGUACCGUCACAUCUCUACUACAUGGUUUUUGAACUUUUCAAGAAUGCAAUGAGAGCUACCAUGGAACACCAUGCUGAUCGAGGAAUUUACCCUCCGGUUCAUGUCCAUGUCACUUUAGGCAAUGAGGAUUUAACAGUGAAGAUGUGUGAUCGUGGUGGUGGUGUUCCUUUGAGGAAGAUAGAUCGCCUGUUUAAUUAUAUGUAUUCAACUGCACCACGUCCCCGUGUUGAGACAUCGCGAGCGACUCCUCUGGCUGGAUUUGGUUAUGGCUUGCCUAUCUCACGUCUUUACGCUCAGUACUUCCAAGGAGAUCUGAAGCUGUAUUCUUUAGAAGGUUACGGUACAGAUGCUGUUAUCUUCAUCAAGGCUUUAUCAACAGAAUCUGUUGAAAGACUACCAGUGUAUAACAAAUCAGCUUGGAGACAUUACACAGCAAAUCAUGAAGCAGAUGACUGGUGUGUCCCAAGUAGUGAACCAAAGGACAUGACUACAUUCCGCAGUAUAUAGCAGAGUGAAACAGAUUGGGGAAAGCUGAAGAUGCUGUACAAACAGCUUUUGGCAUAAACCAGGUCUCCAGUAGAGUUCUUAUAUUUGGUAUUGGGGAAGAUGCACAUCUGCUAAACAAGAACCAGAAUAAUAUGUUUUUUCUAGAGUAUUAUGCAUAGUGUUUUUGUUUUUUUUUAAAGAAGGUUCUGGUACCCCAGCACUGGCCAAAAUAGGUGCUGGUACAUUGUGCCAGCAUGUACCGGCACAAAAAAAGCCCUGAAUACGCAUAGUCAGGAAGCACUGGAAGGUAAUCCCAAUUCAACACCACAGCCUGACCUGUGAGAUGCUGUUCAGGUGUACCAAGUACUACUUCACCCAGUCUACAAGUUGACCUUUUAUAACAUCUCACUGCAAGAUGCAUCAGUAACUUCUGGCAGAUUGAUCUACACACUCAAGCCAGUUCUAAUUAUUUCAUUAAGAAUUACUUUCAAAGAAGAGUGGGUAAGACUAAAGCAUAACUUAAACUUAUUGUGACAACUAAUUCUAGCAAGUGUUACAUGUACUCGAAUGUAAACAAUUUAAGAAGGCACAGAUCGGAUGAAGAUUUUGUAUACACAGAGGCAAAAAAAAGUUGCUAUGAGCCACAUUAAGUAGAAUUUUGGAGCAGUUGUGUAAUGGCCAAUAUACAACCAAAUAAAUGAAGAAAAGACAAAUACACUUUGGGUCUUGAUUUUAUCCUAGAAGCUUUCAUGGGUUUGGUUUAUGUUGAAGGGGAAAUCCUCCAACUCAACAGCUACGAAACCAGGUAUAAAGGUCCUCCAAGAUGCUGGUUUUUAAAUGCCAAAUUUCUUAGUUUAGUUUGCAGACAAGUUACCCAUGGAGUGUGAACUAGUCCCUCUAGUAGUUCGUUGUCAUAUAGUAAAAUAAGCAAAUGACUAGACUAGCAUUACGUCAACCUGUUACAUGAUGGCACAUAGGCACCUCUCAUGACAACAGAUGUGAAAGGACCAAUUCACCUUUCAUAGAUAACUUGCCUAAUAACUAAAUUAAGAGGGCUUCUGUAUGUAAGAAUGCAAGAGCAGUAUUUUGGUAGGCCUUUUACCAGCUUUCUCAGGCACAGAGUUAAGGGAGCCUCCCUCCCCCAUAAACAAAGCCCCAAAAGUCUGACAUGCAAGACCCAGAAUGGCUUUUUCCCGACAGUAUCACUUAUACCUUCCCGGGACAGGGACAGGCUGCUAGCUGGGCUGCCUCUGACACAGCAACCUCCACAGCCAGCCACCUACUCCUAGCCUGGCCCACAGAGAGGCCAAAGGUAAGUGGAAGUGGGGCAGCCAAGUGGCAGAUAGAGGGGGCUGCUCUGCAUGCCCUUUUUCAGCUUCCACUCCCAGUCACCCUCUGCUGCAUAUCUACCAAGCAGCAGGAGCCUUGGCGCCAAAGGCGCCUGCCGAGUCAGAGCUAAUCAAGUCGUGUCCCCGUGUGCUGAUUCCAGAUGGCUGGUUUGCCAUCUGUUCGUUUCCCUUCCCUGCCCUACUCAUAUAAGGUUGCAAGACAUGCACGCUUAGUAGGAAAUCUUUUCUGGAGACGAGGCAUGUUAGGCACCAUGAAAACCAGUGUGUUGUGUUGUAAAAAAAGAAAAAGUACUGGCACCCGAGCACAAACGGCCCAAGCCCCACCAGCUGAAAGCAGAGCCAGUACAAAAUAAGGUCUGAUCACGCAUAUUUGUUUGUUUCAGCCUUCACCUUAAGUUGCUUCAGGUGGUGCAUCGGGGGUACAAAUUUGAGGUGAAAUAUAUAGACUGGUAAAAGGCUUGUUCGCAUGUUACAAUUUUAAGUACUAAACAUUCUGAUGAAGUAUUCAGGGGACUUAGUCUUAUUAAAAGAUUACCACUAUGUAAACCUUCCUCUGGCACAGUGAUUUCUGUUCAUGUGCUCCAAAAGUGGCGUACAGCAUGGCAGAGAAGACAUAAAAGAUAAUCACAUGCUUUUAUUUUUAAAUAUCCCUUGGAAUUACACUGUUUUGUGAUAGAUACUUUUGUGUUAGAUACCAACCAUAGUUAAACAAGUUUUUUAGUGCAUAUUUUGUUCUUGAUCCAGGUUGAAGUGCUUGAGUCCUAUUCAUUUAAAUUGGGUAAUUAAAAUAUACUUAAAAUCUC